ACCGCCGAGCGCGCCGGGCCUCCCGCUCCCCGCGCCUCGCUCGGCUUCGCGUGCUAUCGACCCCGAAAGUCCCGACCGUCGCGAGUGCACUAUGACACUGGUGAGCUAGCGGGCCGCCGCCGCCGCCGUGACGGUGUCCAUAUAUCCGAGUGUAUGUGUUGACAGUGCUAGUGCAGUGUUAGCUCGAGCCCGUGACCAGAAACGUUCGUGGUGGCCAGCGGAGCCUUGCACCCGGGCUCGGGCCGAGCUCCCAUGGCUCAGCCUAGGUACGACGAGAGCCUCCACGGCGGAGGCUACAUGGAGGGCGGCGCCAUGUACCACGAGCACCGGCUGGCGCACGCGCACCUGCCGCCCGUGCACUACGCGCCGCCCGCCGCCGCCGCGCACGCCGCGCAUGCCGCGCACGCCCUGCCCGGCGAGCCCCUCGUGCAUAAGCGCGACAAGGACGCCAUAUACGGGCAUCCCCUCUUCCCGCUGCUGGCGCUGAUCUUUGAGAAGUGCGAGCUGGCGACGUGCACGCCGCGCGACCCCGGCGUCGCAGGCGGCGAUGUAUGCUCCUCCGAGUCCUUCAACGAGGACAUCGCUGUCUUCAGCAAACAGAUACGCCAAGAAAAACCUUAUUACAUAGCGGACCCCGAGGUCGACUCAUUAAUGGUGCAAGCGAUACAAGUCCUACGGUUUCAUCUAUUAGAAUUAGAAAAAGUGCACGAGCUGUGCGACAACUUCUGCCACCGCUACAUUAGCUGCCUAAAGGGCAAGAUGCCGAUCGACCUGGUGAUCGACGAGCGGGAGUCUGCGCGGCCGCCGGAUGCCAACGGCGAGCGCUCCGCCGCCGACAGCGGGCACGACGGCGCCUCCACACCCGACGUCAGACCACCUUCAUCGUCGCUGUCGUACGGCGGCGCGGCGACGGACGAUGUGCGGUCGCCGGGCUCGGGUGGCACGCCGGGCCCGCUCGGACAGCCCCCUCCGCAGACCCUCGACGCCACGGAUCCAGAUGCGAUGGGCAAGUGGUGCGGGUCGCGGCGAGAGUGGUCGUCUCCGCCGGAUGUUGCGCGCCGGGUCUACUCCUCCGUCUUCCUGGGUAGCCCGGGUGAGUACCCAGGCGACGCGAGCAACGCCAGCAUCGGCUCGGGGGAAGGCACGGGGGAGGAAGACGACGACAGCAACGGCAAGAAGAACCAGAAGAAGCGCGGUAUCUUCCCCAAGGUUGCCACCAACAUCCUUCGCGCUUGGCUCUUUCAGCACUUAACGCACCCGUACCCCUCGGAGGACCAGAAAAAGCAAUUAGCACAGGACACAGGGUUAACGAUACUACAAGUAAAUAAUUGGUUUAUUAACGCGAGACGCAGGAUAGUGCAGCCAAUGAUAGACCAGUCGAAUAGAGCAGUGUUCUACCCGGCAGUGUUCCCGCAUGCGGGCCCGAGCGGAGCAUACAGCCCGGAGGCGACAAUGGGCUAUAUGAUGGAGGGGCAGCAGAUGAUGCACAGGCCGCCCACAGACCCCGCUUUCCAUCAGGGCUACGCGCACUACCCCGCCGAGUACUACGGACAUCAUCUCUAAUGCACGCGACACUCUUGUACAUAUUUGAAUAACACGGCGUUUGGCGGAAGGUCGCGUGCGGCUGCGGCGGUUGUGCUCGCCGAGCCGCUCGUUGUGCCGCUCGCCGCGCGACAUCGUGGCACGAACAAACAGGAGAACGAUGCUACAUGUAUAUAAUGCGAUACGUUUUGUAAUAUUGAAACAGUAUACGAUCUCCUAAACUAAGAUUUAAAGUCAACUUUAAUGUAUAAAUGAUAACGCGGAGUGACACGGACGCUGUAACAUAGUCGACGGUGCAAUCACCUACGUAUAAAUAAAAUACGAUAUCAUCAUUCGGAAUAACGUAAGGAGCAACUAAAUGUAACAAUAAACCCGUUUGAUUGUUAUCGUAUAAAUAUUUAUAGCUAAUUGUGUAUUGUUAUUACGUAAAUAUAAAUAAAUAAUUGAAUAGUUGUAAGUUGUAACUAUCAUUGGAAGUACCGGGGUCGAUAGAGUGGGACAUUUUGUUUUGUAAAGGAGUUUUUUUUUUGUAUAUGUAAUAGAAUAUAUAGGUUUCAUUUUUCAAUUUCACACUCGCUGUUGUGGACGAUAACGACCAAAAUAGAUGAGUCUAUUUAAAUGUAAUAAUCAAUUAUAUUCUGUAUUAAAUAUUUUACUCAUCACCAGUCACAUAGAUUGACUUGCACAGAUUAGCUUUAAAGAACAAAGACGAAUACCGGAAAGAAAUAGAAUUGCGGGCUAUAUUAGACAAAAUAAAUUGGAUCACAUUAAAUUUUCAUUAGAGUUCUCUGUCCUGUGAUUUGAAUUUUUAUAAUACUUGCGUUUUGAUUUAUCUAAAUCUGUGACCCUAGUGAAUUUGUGAGCUCAAAUAUACUUCUAGAUUGAACGUCAAUUUAUCGGAACUUUGUUUCAUCGCCCGCGCUGUAGUUUUGUGAUUUUGCUUUAC
Messenger RNA from Papilio machaon (common yellow swallowtail), 2488 nucleotides. It is a transcript of the gene hth, whose product is annotated as homeobox protein homothorax. The coding region runs from base 253 to 1563 and encodes 436 amino acids. Gene Ontology annotation, biological process: animal organ morphogenesis; eye development; positive regulation of cell population proliferation. Lineage: Eukaryota; Metazoa; Arthropoda; Insecta; Lepidoptera; Papilionidae. The transcript has 14 exons. Gene Ontology annotation, molecular function: RNA polymerase II cis-regulatory region sequence-specific DNA binding; DNA-binding transcription activator activity, RNA polymerase II-specific. The record is from RefSeq and is a predicted model, not a curated record.